This is a messenger RNA of Brassica napus (rape), 640 nucleotides long. RefSeq names its product RING-H2 finger protein ATL18-like. The transcript has a single exon. Lineage: Eukaryota; Viridiplantae; Streptophyta; Magnoliopsida; Brassicales; Brassicaceae. The record is from RefSeq and is a predicted model, not a curated record. The coding region runs from base 9 to 557 and encodes 182 amino acids.
AAAAAAAAAUGUUCUCUUUGUUGUUUCCGCGGUCACCUUUGUGCACAGUAGCGAUAGUAUUCUACACUUUUGUGUGCAUUCCCUUAGAGAGGUUGAAGAAGCAGUGUGGAGUUGCUGAACCGCAACACGAUGAUGGUUACCACCUACCCGGUUUCAUGUUUGGGGACAAGCAAAAGAAGAAUGAAGAGGAAGAGAAGAUAUGCUGCUCAAUAUGCCUUGUGGACUAUGAAGCUGAAGACGCAGUGACACAUCUCCCAAGAUGCAAUCAUCUAUUCCAUAUCAAUUGCAUUGAACCUUGGCUUCUUAGUGGCCAUCUCACUUGCCCUCUCUGCAGAUCUUUUGUAUUCUCUCCUCCUACUGCACGCAUCAAUGUCAAUACUUCCCCCUUCUCUUUCACUUUCUAUCUCUCUUUCUUUUUUUGCUUGUUGUUUGUCCAUCACCUUGCUUGGAUGCUUGUUGUAGCCUUUCAUUCCUUGUUAAUAUACCCAUUCUUUUAUUUUACAUAUACUGCAUUGUUUUGUCAUUAUUACCAUGCACUGUUGUACAUAAUGCGUUAAUUCCUACGUAUCAAAGACUCUGAUUAUGAAGUACUUAACGGUAUAUGACUGAGCAAAAAAAAUAAAAAUCCAAAAUCCGAAUA